Molecule: messenger RNA, 648 nt
Organism: Helobdella robusta
Lineage: Eukaryota; Metazoa; Annelida; Clitellata; Rhynchobdellida; Glossiphoniidae
Exons: 3
Coding region: 1-648 (215 amino acids)
Source: RefSeq, a predicted model, not a curated record
AUGGCAGAAAAAGAUUGGGUUGGUUGGAUAGCGGAAGCAACGCGAGGGUCACACCUACCAAAAAAGGCUAACAAUUCCAAUGAAGAAGGAAAUGAGACUAUGGUGGAUGGUGGAUUUUCGAAGCUUGCUUCGGUUUUGGUAUCAGACCAUGUGUCAGAAAUUAUCUUGGGUUUAGAUUGGCUAGUAAAUAAUAAAGUCUCAUGGAAGUUUGACGAAGCUCAAAUUACCGUUGGUAACAAAAAUAGAAUAGUGAAGCUGGUCACUAAAAGAUUGUUGAUUAAACAGGAAACACGAUUGGCCGAUCUUUUAUGGGCCAUGUUGGAAAACAAGUUGGAUCAACAACCGCUGCAGGAGAAUCUAGUUAACGUCAAAACCAUAAUUGACAAAUUGACCAGGGAUGCCCCCGAAGAAGGAAGGCAUGAAUUAUCUGAAUUAAUAAAUAAUUGUCAGGAUAUAUUUAGUAAUACAGACACAGAAAUUGGAGUUGCAAAAGGGGUUUAUCAUAGGAUCAACACAGAGCAGGCCCUGCCCAUAAAGCAACAACUCAGACGUCAUUCCCCGGCACACCAAAAAGUUAUCGCAAAACAGAAGUUCACAUAUUUAAAUGGUUUUCUGUCACAAUAUAUUACGUUCCGUAUGACAAACUAA